Cornus florida is the source of this 2904-nucleotide messenger RNA. RefSeq lists its product as uncharacterized. The transcript has 8 exons. The record is from RefSeq and is a predicted model, not a curated record. Gene Ontology annotation, biological process: DNA integration. Bases 1 to 2904 code for a protein of 967 amino acids. Lineage: Eukaryota; Viridiplantae; Streptophyta; Magnoliopsida; Cornales; Cornaceae. Gene Ontology annotation, molecular function: nucleic acid binding; RNA-DNA hybrid ribonuclease activity.
AUGCAAAUAUUUUGGGAUGGAGAUGAGGUAAAAGUGGUGGAAGCUGAUAGCCGGCCAUUUGUGGCAAGGGUUUACCAUGCAGAUGCUGAGUUGUAUAGUGAAGAAUUCGUUCCAAUCAGAUUUAUUGGAAAUGAUAGCAAGGGCCGUCCAAGGAAGGCCACCAUGAGAAGGACUCUUACGGAAGAAGAUGUAAGGGAGCUUUUCCAAGAAACACCAAGGCCAACAAUUCUACCCAAGGCCGGUGUUCAGUUGAAAGCAUAUCCAGUCGAACUAUGGUUGGAAAGGGCUGCUGUUGCUGGUACUUCAUUUUCAACCAAUGUUUUGGAGAUUAUGGAAGAUACUGAAGACAAGUUGGAUGCUAUCCAGCUGACAGACUUGAAGGUGGCGCCAACGAAGUUAGACGAUCUCAAGGCUGAAGUACAAGAUCCACUUUUGGAAGUUAAUCUUGGGACAAAACAGGACCCUCGGCCUACUUACAUCAGUCUUUCUAGAGAGCUGGUAGAGCAUAAGUUGCCAAUUAAGGAAGGUUUCAAGUCUUUCAAGCAGCCUCCAAGAAGGAUGUCCCAAGAAGUUGUUCUAAAGGUCAAAGAAGAGAUAGAAAGGCUACACAAGGCUGGUUUUAGAAGAACCGCUAGGUAUGUUGACUGGAUUUCCAAUAUAGUUCCAGUUGUUAAGAAAAAUGGCAAGCUAAGGGUAUGUGUGGAUUUUCGGAAUAUCAAUCUUGCAACUCCAAAAGAUGAGUAUCCCAUGCCUGUUGCUGACCAGUUAGUAGAUUCUGCUGCCAAGAAUGAAAUUCUUUCAUUCAUGGAUGGACAUUCCCGGAACAACCAGAUUUACAUUGCAAAGGAAGAUAUUGCCAAGACAGCCUUCAGAUGUCCAGGUUCCAUUGGAACCUUUGAAUGGGUUGUCAUGCCAUUUGGGUUGAAGAAUGCCGGAGCAACAUAUCAAAGAGCCAUGAAUGCCAUAUUCCACGACAUGAUUGGCCAUUUCUUGGAAGUCUACAUUGAUGAUGUGGUCAUCAAGUCCUCGGUUAAAGAUCAACAUCUCCACAAUUUGAAGAUGGCUUUUGAAAGGAUGAGGCAGCACAAGUUGAAGAUGAAUCCUUUGAAGUGUGCUUUUGGGGUUUCAGCUGGAAAUUUCCUAGGUUUUUUGGUCCACCAAAGGGGUAUUGAGAUAGAUCAAAAUAAAGCAAAGGAUGCUGAGGAAUUCAAGUGGACAGAACAGCACCAGCAAGCCUUUGAAGGUUUGAAAAGCUACCUGGCCAACCCUCCAGUGCUGAUGCCUCCAAUCAAGAAGCGGCCUUUAAGAUUAUAUUUAUCAGCCGCCAAUGAGUCCAUUAGAACUCUAUUAGCUCAAAACAAUGAAUGGGGGAAAGAGCAAUCCAUCUAUUAUCUAAGUAGGGUGCUUACUCCAGUGGAAUAUUUGAUUAAGUAUAUGCUUUCAAGGCCUUUGAUCACUGGACGUAUUGGAAAAUGGUCAUUGGCCUUAAUGGAGUUUUCCUUCAAAUAUAUUCCACAAAAGGCAGUCAAAGGAAGGGCGGUAGCAGAAUUUCUAGCAGAUCAUCCAUCCACUAAGAUAGACUCAGAAAUAUGUGAUGAGGUGGAUAAUCUCUACCUUGACUACACCCCUUGGACUCUCAUGUUUGAUGGAUCAAGCACUCAUAAUGGAGCUGAGUACGAGGCACUAAUUAUUGGGCUAGAGAUUCUGCUAGAGCUAAAGGUGGAGAAGGUCCAGAUUAUUGGAGAUUCCAACUUGAUACUUAGCCAACUAUCUGAAGAAUAUAGAUGUCUUAACUGGCAUCUGAGGCCUUUCCACUCUUUGGCCUUAGAGUUACUUUGCCAGUUCGAUGAUUUCCAACUCAAAAAUUGGCCUAGACAUUUAAAUACGGAGGCUGAUGAUCUAACACAAUUAGCCUCUCGAGUGAAAGUCCCACCGGGUGUGGAAGAAGCUCUGAUCACAGUUAAAAGGACUCUUCCUUCGGUAGAGUUAUGGUAUGAGAUGGCAAGUCAUUUCCAACCUGAAGAGCUAGAAAGAAUCAAACCUGCCAAUAAGCCAUGGGAGGUUUUCAAUAUUGAUAUAGAUGGAUUAGAUUUGAAUGAUUGGAGAACACCAAUUAUCCAAUUCUUGCAGGAGCCUAGCUCCAAAGUGGACAAGAGAAUUCAGCUUUUGGCACCACAUUACAUUCUGAUUGAUGGGGACCUCUACAAGAAGAGUAAAGAAGAUGGACUUUUGUUAAGAUGCCUCAGAAAGGAUGAGUCCAUGACGCCAUUUAGAGGGUGGGCUUUGGACUUUAUUGGAAAACUAAGGCCUCCAUCUUCAGAUGGCCAUACUCACAUAGUGGUGGCAACAGAUUAUUUCACAAAGUGGGUGGAAGCCAUUCCACUAAAGACUUGUGAGCAGUCAACGGUGAUUGAUUUUAUCAAGAAGCACAUUAUACAUAGGUUUGGAAUUCCAGAGACUAUUACCACUGAUAGAGGUCUAUCCUUUGUUGGAAGCAAGGUCUUGGAUUAUUGUGCUGAGUGUGGUGUCCAAGCAGAAGCUUCCAACAAAGUAAUUCUCAAUAUCCUUGAAAAGAUGAUUGAUGAUCAUUCAAAGGAGUGGCAUCAUCUACUUUCUGAGGCCCUUUGGGCUUACAGGAAUUCAAAAAGGUCAAGUACGGGCGUCACACCAUAUAUGCUUACAUAUGGGCAUGAUGCCAUCCUUCCAAUGGAGAUGACUAUCAGAUCUGCAAGGGUGGCUUUCCAAAAUAGGCUAACUCCAGCAUAUUACAACCAUGCCAUGUUGGCAAAAUUAGAAGAUCUUGAUGAAGUUCGUCUCAAUGCCUUAGACCAUAUUAUUGCUCAAAAGAAGAAAGUCAUGCGAGCAUACAACAAGAAGGUCAAGGCGAAGACAUUCAUUGAAUGA